UGAAGGCAACACGUCAACGACCAAUGAGGAGCGAGCGCACGGUGACGGUUACGGUGGAGAUGUAAACAAACAGAAGCAGCGCGGCCAUUACAGCAACAACCGAGUUCCAGCGAGUUGACCGUUUGUCUUCUCUGUCGUCGAAUAAAUCACCCCCGAAGACAUGAAAGACCCGAGCAUCAGCAGCGGGGGCCCGAACAUGACCACCGGCACCGAGUUGAUCCUCACCAGCCAGUUCAACGCCGAGGACGACCCGUUCGCCGAGUAUAUGUGGAUGGAGAACGAGGAGGAGUUCAACAGGCAGGUGGAGGAGGAGCUGUGGGAGGAGGAGUUCAUCGAGCGCUGUUUCCAGGAGAUGCUGGAUGAGGAGGAGGAGUGGGAGUGGUUCAUCCCGUCCAGAGAUCUCCCUUCUCAAAGCGUCAGCCAGCUGCAAGAGCAGAUCAGCCUCCUGGUCCUCGAUGGCGACAAAGACCUGGAUGUGGUGGUGACCAGCAGCUUGAACCCCAAUGCCAAGGAGUUCACCCCAGGCAUCCAGAAACAUGCCAUGUGACCUGGCUAGGCUCCUCCCUCCCCCCCAACCCUAGUCCGCACUGUGACAUCAUCACCAAGAUGUCUGCUGUAUUUUCCAGCUGCCACUCGACCUUCAGCCUGACGUGUUGCCAAAGUUCUGCGCUCGCAUGUCUUCACAGUUACAGGUGUGCGUGUGUGUGUGCGUGUGUGUGUGCGUGCGUGUG
Messenger RNA from Haplochromis burtoni (Burton's mouthbrooder), 731 nucleotides. RefSeq names its product polyadenylate-binding protein-interacting protein 2. Gene Ontology annotation, molecular function: mRNA regulatory element binding translation repressor activity. The transcript has 4 exons. The coding region runs from base 161 to 547 and encodes 128 amino acids. Gene Ontology annotation, cellular component: cytoplasm. NCBI's taxonomy places the organism in Eukaryota, Metazoa, Chordata, Actinopteri, Cichliformes, Cichlidae. The record is from RefSeq and is a predicted model, not a curated record. Gene Ontology annotation, biological process: negative regulation of translational initiation.